AUGAAGGGCCCGCUGCUCAUCACUCUGACCGGUCUGCUGGUCUGCUGUGAUGCCUUCAGGGUCCGUCCCUCCCAGCGGGUCGUCCCCCCCGCCGGUCCUCUAGAGGCUCGUGUCCUCUGGGACCAGGACCCGGACCCAGUCCGGCCCCGCCUCCUCCGGGACCUGGUCCGGGCCAGACGGCACUCGGCCCGGGACCUAGUCCGCUCCCAGCCCCACCUGGUCCAUGACAUGGGCUGGCCCGAGAUCCAGGAGACCCCGUCCCGAUGGGGGGCGGCCCGGACCCGGGACGCCGUGGACGAGAACCGCGGCGUGGAGGACGAGAUGGAGCGGAUGGUCCACCUCGCGGUUCCCCGGGGACCGGAGGACUCCACCCACCCAGAGACGGGGGCGGAGCCAGUGGGCGGGCCGGGCGGAGGCGACGCCUCCCAGGAGGGCUCCAGCUUCUGCGGGACGGACACGGAGGACAGAGACAGAGGAGAGGACGGAGGGGAGGACCGAGAGCGGAGAGGGGGGGAGGACGAGUGGGACAGGGAGGAGACGAGGGGGGGGGACGGACGGCCGGACGUCCUGAAGGUCAACCACACCCCUCCGGACCUGGAUGCUCUGAUUGGCUACAGUCUGUCCCUCCAGCCGUCCAGCUCCCGGCAGCCUGACGUCUCCCUCCCGGCCCCUGAGCCACGUUCUGGACCGCAGGAGCAGCGAGGAGCCCCCGUCCUGGAGGCCGGCCCGGCGGCCGGGGAGCCGUGGGGGGCCGAGCAGGACGAGGCUCAGUCCAGCGGCGGUGGCGGCCUCCACCCGGCCGCCUCCGCACCUCCAGCCGCCGCCCCGUCCUCCACUCCUCCGCCUGCUGCUGCUGCUGCUGACACCGCCGGAACCGCCGGAACUGCCGGAACCAGAGGAACCGCAGGAACCGCAGGAACCGCCGCCCCAGAGACCGACACCGGCACGGACUUCGGGCUGCUUGGAAGCUACGGCAGAGGCCGGAAGGAGGAGGAGGAGGAGGAGGAGGAGGAGGAGGAGGAGGAGGAGGCAGGCCUGAUUCACAUGGCUGCCUUUACCCAGAAUCCCACGGUGCCGGAGGUGGGCGUGGCUCCCAGCAGGGAGCCGCUGCAGCCCAGCGCGGACGGAGACCAGUUCAAAGGUCAGCAUCCUCAGGGCCGCCGAAGAUCCGGCCCGGAGCGGGCGGAGCCGGGAAUUGGACCGCUCACCACGGGUCCGUUCCCCACCGCCGACCUGAGCGACUCCGCCUGGGACCGGGUGGAGACACCUCUGCUGUCCCAGCAGCAGCUGGUGUGUCUGGACUGGAGCCAGCUCGCCGGUCAAGGAUACGUCAUCUUGAACCUGACGCAAAACUUCAACUGCGAGGAGUUCCGGGUGGACCAGGGCGUCCGCCUGUUGCGGGUCCUGGAGCGGGUGUUUGCUCGCAGGAUGAACAGCCCGGAGGGAUCCUGGAUGAUUAACCUCAGCAAGCCGACCCACCAGCACCGCCAGCUGCUGAUGAACGUGGCGUCCGAGAACGGAGUGAUCGCCACCAAGGACGUUCUGGACAUGCUGGGAGAAAUCAGGAAUUCUCUGGAUAUGCUGGGCAUCCAGAACUUCGACGCCGCCGGCAGCUGCCCGGCCCGGCCCAGCCAGACGCGCAGCGACUACGGCAAGCUGUUCGUGGUGCUGGUGAUCAUCGGCUCCGUCUGCAUGGUCAUCAUCACGUCCGGCUUCGUCUACAUCUGCUGGCAGCGCCGGCUCCCCGCCGCCAAGACCACGUUUCGGGCGGAGGAGCUCCACUUUGUGGAGAACGGUUGCCAUGACAACCCCAUGCUGGACGUGACCAAUGACGGCGGCCAGCCGGAGACGAGCGAGAAGAAGCCGAGCGCCAACGGGCUGGCGGGGGGCGGGGAAGGGGGCGGGAACGACGGCAGCCGCUGGCAGGUGUUCGUCAAUCAGGCGGCGACGGAGGAAGAUGAAGAGGAGCAGGACACACAUCUCUGAUGGAGGAAGAGGAGG
Salarias fasciatus (jewelled blenny) is the source of this 2001-nucleotide messenger RNA. It is a transcript of the gene podxl2, whose product is annotated as podocalyxin-like 2. The record is from RefSeq and is a predicted model, not a curated record. The transcript has 13 exons. Gene Ontology annotation, biological process: leukocyte tethering or rolling. Lineage: Eukaryota; Metazoa; Chordata; Actinopteri; Blenniiformes; Blenniidae. Bases 1 to 1986 code for a protein of 661 amino acids.